UGGGAGGAUUCUCCAAUAGAGUCAGAUCGGGCAGAGCGGGCGGGGCGCUAGCGGUUGGCGGGGAGAAUGAUCUGAAGACCGAGCGUCAGUGUGCGCCUCUCGGGCCGAGCUUGCGGUCUGAACAUGGCUCAGGAGGAGAUGGACGUGGACCUUGGCGGUGCUGGCCUCCUUCCAGAGCUCCCCAUGUUAUCUCUUACCGCUCUCAGUCCUAGACUAGUUUUCAGCAAUAUAGAAAGUGGAGAUGAGAGGACGGGCGAGGUGAGAACUGCGAACCCUGGGGAUAACCGCUUCAUCCCCAUCUACUCACCGCCUCACUCCCAACCUGCCAAUACUCUGCAGGCGCUCCACGGGGCGCUAGACCAGCUUCGCCAGGCAGCAGAGCAGCGAUUCCCCUCCCAGCCGGUCCGCAGCCUCAGGAUGAGCACCAGGGGCCGUCAUCGAGGCUCAUCGCAGCAGUUGGCCGGUAUGCGCCGUAACCAAGCGUUCGAAAACCUUUUCCAAUUAUCUGGAAACCUGAGGACGGCCAUGCGUUUACAUGAAGCACGUAGAGGCGUGCCGAGGAGGCCGACGAGGCCCCCACCACCAGAUGAGGCCGACAGCUCUGACGACACUGUGGCGUUAAGCGACAAUGAAGGCGGCAGCUCCACAGAGGAGGAAGAAGGGAAUGACACCGGAGCAGCGGAGCCGGCCGAGCCAGCUCCUGAAGAACUUGAUAUAAACCUCGUUGCCUCCACAUCUGACGUUCCGGAAAGACCUGACGAACCUGGAAAUGAGAGACCAUCAUCUGAUGCUGCACAGCCAAUCAAACAGCAGUCUCCAGUGAAGCCGGUGACAUCAGUGCCCCCUCCUCCAGAAGAGGAGGAUGAAGGCGACACCUGCACCAUCUGCCUGGAGUCCUGGACCAAUGCGGGUCAGCACCGCCUCUCCGCCUUGCGCUGCGGCCAUUUGUUUGGUUAUACCUGCAUCAGUCGUUGGCUGAAGGGAGGGGCAUUAAAGUGUCCGCAGUGCAACAAGAACGCGAAACGUUCAGAUAUUGUGGUGCUCUAUACCCGGUCGCUGAGGGCUCUGGACACCAGUGAGCAGGAGCGUAUGAAGAGUUCUCUAGAGAAGGAGCAGUCACUGCGCAGGAAAGCAGAGCUGGAGGCGGCACAGUGUCGGCUACAGGUCCAGUUCCUGACAGAUGAGUGUGGGAAGCUACGCAAACAAGUCCAGGAGUUGAAGGCUCUUGCUUCCUGUUAUGGGACCAGCUCUUCUCAGCCGUCGUGCAGUUCUGUGGCCCGGACUUCCAGCUCUCUGUCCUCCAGUCAGGGGCAGCACAAAUACAGCUUUGAAAAGGCCAUCCUGAUCCACCAAGGUGGAAACUGCCGUGUGAUGGCGUACUGCGAAUAUCUCACCUGCCUGGCCGUGUCCCAGCCGUCCAGCCACACCACGCUUAUCCCAGGGUGUGGGAUCAAGAAGCUAAACAUGGCCGACUUGAAGAGCACCCAGUUCGUACCCAUUCAUGCCAGGCAAAUCCGUGACCUGGCCUUCAGCGACCGCCCGGACAGACUGCUGCUCUCUGCCUCCCUGGAUAACACGCUGAAGCUGACCAGCCUGCUGACCAACACUGUGGUGCAGACCUACAACACUGGGCGGCCGGUGUGGAGCUGCAGCUGGUGCGCUGACGACGCCAACUACGUGUAUGCCGGUCUGAUCAAUGGUUCCGUGCUCGUCUAUGACCUGAGAGACACCAGCCAGUUUGUGAAGGAGCUGGUGCCGCUGGGCUCACGUUGUCCAGUGGUGUCCCUCUCUUCCAUACCCCGUGCUGCAUCCGAGGUCUUCCCUUGUGGCGGGGUGGUGGCUGGCACCCUGGAGGGAGCGUACUUCUGGGAGAUGACUGAUGCACAGUACAGGCCUCAUGUUCUACCCUUGGAGCCUGCAGGAUGCACAGACAUCCAGACGGAGAGCAGCACGCGCCACUGCCUGGUGACAUACCGCCCGGGUAAAACCUACGACUACCGGCGCUGUGUGAUGAUGGAGCUGACCAGCUCCCGGCUGACUGACACUGAGAAUCAUUAUUCCUGCUCCUGCUAUCCCGUCCAGACCUUCAACGCCGGCUCCACCUGUAAGGUGCUGACCAAGAACGCCAUCUUCCAGAGUCCGGACUGUGAUGGCAGCAUCCUUGUGUGCGCCGGAGACGAGUCGACCAACUCUGCUAUGCUCUGGCACUCCGGAAGCGGCUCCCUCAUCCAAAAGCUCCAGGCCGACCAGCCCGUGCUGGACAUCUGCCCCAUGCGGGUGAAUCAGAGCAGUCUGCUGGCCACGCUGACCGAGAAGACGGUGAAAAUCUACAAAUGGGAGUGAGCGGCGGACGAGUCGGAGGAGCCGAGUCCUGAUGUCUGUGUUGUGAUCCGUUGAUCGGUGUCCUGAUGUCUGUGUUGUGAUCCGGACCCCUGGGUUCUGAUCCGUGUACAUUGCUUCCUGUAUAUACUUUCUGUUGCUGUACAGAUUCUGUUGUAAUGUUUCUGUUCCUCUUAUAAUAAAGGGUUAUUUUUUUU
Bufo bufo (common toad) is the source of this 2537-nucleotide messenger RNA. RefSeq names its product ring finger and WD repeat domain 3 (gene RFWD3). The coding region runs from base 124 to 2343 and encodes 739 amino acids. Gene Ontology annotation, cellular component: site of double-strand break; nucleus. NCBI's taxonomy places the organism in Eukaryota, Metazoa, Chordata, Amphibia, Anura, Bufonidae. Gene Ontology annotation, molecular function: ubiquitin protein ligase activity; protein binding. The transcript is spliced from 13 exons. Gene Ontology annotation, biological process: protein ubiquitination; double-strand break repair via homologous recombination; interstrand cross-link repair. The record is from RefSeq and is a predicted model, not a curated record.